AUGGCGGGGAUCUGCUUCGCUUGCGACCUGCAGGAGGGAAAGAAGAAAGGUGAAGACGUUCCCCAAGCAGCAGCGGAGGCACCUGCAGACGACGGCGACCCUUCCACAACCGGGUUUGUCGGGAAUGAAGGUUCAGCUCGGAGCAAGAUACGGGAAAAUAUACCUGGUACUGAGGAGGAGUCAUCAAGCGUCGCAUCGACGAUAACUGCUAGCUGCGACAAGCGCCUCGCGGGGAAGGACCACCAAGGAAAAGAAAGGUCACCGAGCAGAGCCGGAUGGGACAAGGGUACUGCCAAGAAAGUUCAGAGCUCAAGGAAAAACUCGUCUGGUGGCAACCCAAGAGGGACAAAUCACAUGGCCGAAAAAAGGCACGCGUCAGAGGAAGUGUCUUCUACAAGCACUGGUGACACAAGCACAACUAGGUCGUCGAGCAGCGGCACAGGACAGAUGCGCGGGACUCGGACGGCCCACAAAUGGAGCAAAGCUAGCGGACAGAGCCGCACUGCUAAGAAUACUCGGCGACCAAGGAGCUCGUCGUCUGGCGGCGGCAGUCGGCUUAAGCGCAGAACCAGAAGCCGAAGCCCUGUAAGAAGCAGGUCAUCGAGCAGCAGCGGCAGCAAUAUUAAGCCUGGCGUAAAGGGAGACCGGAGGUCAUGGAGUACGACGUCAAGCGAAAUGAGUGGGUACAAACGUAAAACGAGCAAGGCGCGCCUUUCUGGAGCUACGUCGACGGUGAGCAGUGGCGAGAGCUCAAUUGGAGCCAAACGACAGCGUCAAUCGCGAAGCAUGUCAAGACACAGCGGCCGCAAUACGGACAGGGUUAAAUGGCGAUCUGUGUCAGAGAGCAGCACGCUUAGCAGCAUGGGGGAUAGUCGCAAGACAAAGAAGAAUCACCGUGAUGGACGCCUCUCUUCGAGCACUCGAAGCAACCACGAGCGCCGACGCUCAAAAGACGCCUCGUCAAGUAGCCGUUCAUCAUCCACUGCAUCGACGCGUAGGAGCCCCAACGCGGAGGCAGCGGCGACUGGAAAGAACCGUCGGGAUGCUGUUAAAAAACAACAAUGA
Messenger RNA from Dermacentor silvarum, 1065 nucleotides. RefSeq lists its product as uncharacterized. The record is from RefSeq and is a predicted model, not a curated record. Bases 1 to 1065 code for a protein of 354 amino acids. Lineage: Eukaryota; Metazoa; Arthropoda; Arachnida; Ixodida; Ixodidae. The transcript has a single exon.